AUGCGCUCCGCACGAGUAGACGUCAAAGCCGCGCUGGCCGCGUACCGCUCGCACGUGGCAUCCCGCAACCGCCAGGUCCUGGAGGUCUACGUGCCCUUCAUCGCGGCCGCGGAAACGGACCUCGACGACGGCGAGGACCUGGACCGGCUCCGGAUGGAGAGCCUGCGGGGCCUGCUGUCCGCGGACGAGGAGUGCUUCGCGGAGCUGGGGAUCUCGACGCCGGGGGAUGUGUUGGACAGGUAUGAGGCGCUGGUGCCGCGGUUGGGGCUCGACGGUGUCACGUCGCCGCAGGCGCGGGAGGGGAUGAGGAGCAAGAUGUGGGGGGAGUAUUUCGACGUCGUGCUGAGGGAGCUGAGGCGGACGUGUCUGGAGGAGGUGUGGGAGAGCAUUGGCGUGCCUGAGGAGCUUCGAGUCCUGGCGGAGGAGGUUGAUGCGGUGGACGGGCCUGGGCUCGCGAAGGACCGGACUGCGUUCUUCUGGUGGGGAUUAAGGGACAGGCUUUGGGGCACGGCGGCGGCGGGGAGGGAGUUUGAGCGCAGAACGGCGGAGAGGGUGAUGAUGCCGACGGAGGCGAAGCAGAUGAGCGGGCUGGGGCCCGGGUGGGAGGUUGCUGGCGGGUGGGAGCUCGGGGAGGGUAGGGAGGAGGGGUGGUUUUGUGCUGUGUAUUGCAGACGGGCUGGGGAUGAGGGUGGUUGGAGGUGGAGGUAUACCUUUGUGUCGCAGUGGGAUUACUCUUCACGGGUGUUUGGAUCGGUGGCGGAGUUCUUGGGAUGGUAUUGCACGUUUAAUGAAGGAGAGCUGCUGAGGGUGGAGGAGUUGAACGCGGACGACAUCCUGGCUGGUCUGUUCUGA
Colletotrichum siamense is the source of this 852-nucleotide messenger RNA. RefSeq lists its product as uncharacterized. Bases 1 to 852 code for a protein of 283 amino acids. NCBI's taxonomy places the organism in Eukaryota, Fungi, Ascomycota, Sordariomycetes, Glomerellales, Glomerellaceae. The record is from RefSeq and is a predicted model, not a curated record. The transcript has a single exon.